ACAAAGAAAGACUCUUGCUUCGUUUCUACGUUGAAAUGUAGAAAGCCAACAUAUCGUGUCAAAGUAUCUAUAUAGGUUGAAAGUCAACUCAUAUCUGCUCUAUGAGGAGAUUAAUGGCCUUCCUGUCUGCCGGAGCUCAGAGAGCUUCAGCUUCUUCAUCCAUGGCUCUGCAAGUGCUUCUCGUCGUCCUCCUCCUUGGUCUCUUCCCCGUUACAACGCUUUCUGUGGAUAACCCCACAUUCGUUCGCUGUGCGACUGACUCAAACUACACAACCCCAAGCCCUUUCGCCACCAACCUCGCCCUCCUCCUCUCCAACCUCACUGCCACCGCCUCCAACUCCGCCACCCUCUUCUCUAACUCCUCCGUUGGCUCCGCCUACGGUCUUGCUCAAUGCCGUCCUGAUGCCUCCUCCUCCGACUGCGCCUCCUGCCUCAACCGCUCCGCCACCGCCUUCUCCACCUACUGCCCCUUUGCCAGCUACGCCACCAUCCGCUUCGACCUUUGCCUCCUCCGCUACUCCAGCAGUAACUUCUUCUCCCAGCUCGACGACAGCAACCCCGUGGGACUAGUAAAUCCCGUCAACGCCUCCGACCCCACAGUCUUCAACCGACGUUUAGACGAUCUAAUGGACGAGAUCUUGCCGGCGGCGUCCCAGUCGUCGUCGAGGUUCAGUGUAGGCACGACCAAUUUCUCGGACUUUGGAGAUAUAUACGCAAUGCUACAGUGUACUCACGACCUGUCCACUAGUGAUUGUGGGCAGUGCUUGGAACAAGUGGUCUUGUAUAUCCCGAGCUAUUGUUCUGGAAAAAUCGGGUGCCAGGUCUUCACUGUCAGUUGCACCGCCAGGUACGAGACCUCGCCUUUCUUCCCUUCUUCUCUGUUGUCGGCUCCGCCCCCGCCCCCUUCCCCGCCACCUCCUGCAAACGGUGGUACUCAGAGCGCUGAAAGUGGUGGAAAUGGCAGCAAUACCACAACCAUAGUUCUUGCUACUGUCAUUCCUUUAGUUGCUUUAAUUCUUUUCUCCUUUGCUCUUUUCAAAUUUUUGCGGAGGAGGAAACCAGUUAGGAAAGCACAUACUAGAGGAGGAGUCCGAGGAGGAGAAGAAAAAGAAGUUAGGAGUGCGGAGUCUCUAUUGUUUGAUUUGAGUACCAUCAGAGAAGCUACAGAUGACUUUUCUGAUGACAAUAAGCUCGGAGAAGGUGGAUUUGGACCCGUUUACAAGGGGAUGCUGAGGGAUGGGCAGGAAAUAGCUGUGAAACGACUAGCGAGGACAUCAACUCAAGGAUUUGUGGAAUUAAAGAACGAGGUCCUUUUGGUUGCUAAGCUUCAGCACAAAAACCUUGUAAGGUUGUUGGGUUGUUGCCUGGAAGAAGGGGAGAAGCUUCUUGUCUAUGAGUACCUCCGAAAUGCAAGCCUGGACAAAUUUUUAUUUGAUCCCACAAAGCGUGGGCAACUAGAUUGGACAAGGCGAUACAAGAUCAUCGAAGGCAUAGGCCGAGGGCUUCUUUAUCUGCAUGAAGAUUCACGCCUUAGAAUUAUUCAUCGAGACUUGAAAGCCAGUAACAUCUUGUUGGAUGAGGACAUGACCCCUAAAAUUUCAGACUUUGGCUUUGCAAAGCUUUUUGGUAUAGAUGAAACGCAAGGAAAUACUAGUCGAAUUGCUGGGACAUAUGGAUACAUGGCACCAGAAUAUGCAAUGCAUGGACUAUUCUCAGUUAAAUCGGAUGUUUACAGUUAUGGUGUGAUGGUAUUGGAGAUUGUGACCGGUCGAAAGAACAGUGUCUUUCAGGAAUCUGGGAGUGCUCCUGACCUUAUAACCACUGUAUGGCGACGUUGGAAUGAAGGAAAGGGAUUAGAGUUGAUAGACCCCAGUCUAGUUGAUAAAAUCAGGGCCGAGGAAGUUCUGAGAUGCAUCCACAUUGGAUUGCUUUGCAUCCAGGAAGAACCUACAGAGAGGCCUACCAUGGCAUCAGUGGUCCUCAUGCUCAGAACUUACUCUCUUUCUCUUCCAAGACCUUCUACGCCUGCUUUCUUCAUGCAAAGUUACACUACUAGUGAGUCAAAUAAGCUGUCAAGAGAAGCAGAUCCCAUUUUUCUCGAAAAUGAACAUGCUAAUGAAGAACGCAACCGUCCAAGGUUAAUCUCUUCAAAUGAUCUCUCAAUUUCUGAAAUGGAAGCGCGAUAGAUGUGGAGAAUUAUUAUCGAAGGUUAUAACACUAUAGAUUAGUUGAGUAUGAUGAUUUUACAGGCAAAAAUUUCAAUUACUAUGACCAACGACUAAACUGUAUUUUGUUGAACUCAGUACGCCAUGUGGCAGAUGUUUCAGUUGAUUGAAAAUUUGUGUAUGCUUUU
Messenger RNA from Dioscorea cayenensis subsp. rotundata (Guinea yam), 2353 nucleotides. Its product is annotated as cysteine-rich receptor-like protein kinase 10. Lineage: Eukaryota; Viridiplantae; Streptophyta; Magnoliopsida; Dioscoreales; Dioscoreaceae. Gene Ontology annotation, biological process: protein phosphorylation. Gene Ontology annotation, molecular function: protein kinase activity; ATP binding. The transcript has 7 exons. The coding region runs from base 102 to 2186 and encodes 694 amino acids. The record is from RefSeq and is a predicted model, not a curated record.